ACCAUCCGAAUGCGAAAGCGGGCAUCCGAAUAGGAAAAAGCUGGCAAACCAACGAAAUGUGAUGGGAUCAAAAGUGGCAACGGGAGCGGCUUGGCCAAUACCGCCCUGCUUCUGCUACAUGCGAUGUGGCUUUGUGUAGCUUUGUGUCUUGCAGAGGCGUCCCAAGCAAGCAUCCAUCAUUCAUCUCUCGCAUAAAAUCUAAUCCAACGCAUCAGCAACACAGCAAAUAAAUUAAUAAUCAAGAUGGCACCCCCAACCACACGAGGAAGGCACCUGCUAACGAGCGUCUACAACUCGCUCUCAACAAGCAACCUGCUCGGUAGCUCCUCUCAUCAUGUCUCCAAGCGCGAUGAUGACACCAUGAAGAAUGAUGACGAUACAUUUGCGGAUGACUGCAGCAUGGACGUUUCACCACCAGCAAGCGUCGAAUUCAGCAGCAACGUUGUUCCAUUGACCAUCUCCAAGGGCAGCAACCACGGAUCUGUCGUGGACGAAGACCUUGACGACGAUGAGGAUCACGAUGACAUGUCUGCCACCCAACGCGGAACCAACGCGAGACUCUCCUCCGAGAUUGACGAUGCCCAGCCUGCACUAAGAUCCAGCAUGUUGGGUCUCUUGGGGCGACUGUCUGUGCGCAACAUGAACGACGCAACAACAGCCCCCAUGGUCGAUCAGAGCGAACCCGUCCAACCCACCUGGCUCAAAUCGCAGCUAGUAGCAGCGAUGGACGAUACUCCUGACCACCACCGACGAAAGAGUGACAUGAUCGAUGGUUCUUGUCACAGCACUUCCUGGGCUCCCAGCAAUGUGAACCGACGAACGGGUUUUGGCGGAUGGGGUCGCAGCAACACCAUGAGUCCCAAGCGACCCUCCCGUGUCCGCAAGCUCCCACCUCGCAAUCCCACAUCGAGUACGGUGGCAUCUCAGCGCAGUGAACUUUCCUGGGAAGAGGAACGGGAGGAAUUGCAGGAAAAGGUCGAAGCUUUGGAAGCGAAGCUCAACUCCAAAAAGGCCGCCUUGCAGAGCCUCAUGAUUGAAAAGGCCAGCCGCGGUUCCGUUGUGGCAACUGCACCUGCUGUCGAAAGUCACGAUCAAAUGAUGAAGCAGCUGAUAGUCAAGGACGAAGAGAUUGCCAAGCUCGAAGAGACUGUCAAGGCACAAGCCAUUCGUAUUGAAGACAUGGAAGCAGAUCAAGACCAAAAGGCACAAUCACAAGCUCAACUCAUUCUCGACGAGUGGCAAGAAGACGAGGAAGACGAGUCCUUGCUGGAACAACUGCAAGAACAAAACCAUACCAUUGCGCGGUUGGAGGCUGAAAAGGAGUGCCAGCAACUGGAACAUCAACGACGCGAAAGAGAGUUGAUGGAUUUGGUGCGAAAGCUACAAGGAGAAAAGGCACAGUGGCAGGGGGAAGCAUCCGCAUAGAGAAUGUCAAAACGAAAAAGAUGCAACAUUCCAUUGAA
Seminavis robusta is the source of this 1463-nucleotide messenger RNA. The record is from the annotation of a GenBank genome assembly. NCBI's taxonomy places the organism in Eukaryota, Bacillariophyta, Bacillariophyceae, Naviculales, Naviculaceae.